Molecule: messenger RNA, 1094 nt
Organism: Paramisgurnus dabryanus
Lineage: Eukaryota; Metazoa; Chordata; Actinopteri; Cypriniformes; Cobitidae
Gene: mgarpb
Product: mitochondria localized glutamic acid rich protein b
Biological process (GO): anterograde axonal transport
Cellular component (GO): mitochondrion
Source: RefSeq, a predicted model, not a curated record
GGCCAUUAAAAUCAUUGUCCUUUGCUGGGCAUUAAGACAAUAUAGAGAAACAUCCUCUUUCAGGCAGAUUUGCAACAUCUCCAAUGGUUUAAAACUUCUUCAUUAUUGCACUGAUUGAGGAAAUUGGUUUUUAUGGUUUUAAGUAUUUCCUUACAGAAACUUUCUACUUUGUGUAGCUCAACAAUCUUUUGCUGCACAUCAAAACUAUAGUAGCCUGUGUGGUUUUAUCCAUUGUGGUGAAUGAUAAAGGGGAUUUGGAGUUAGUGUUACUUAAUAUUUAUUCUCCUGUGCAACAGGAAGUCAUGACUGGACAACAUCAUGUUAACAUUAUAAUAUUUGUUUUAUUAUUUGUUAUAAAAUUAUUGACAUAACUAAAACAUGUUUCUGCAUUUUUGGCAACCGAGAAAGCAUUUUUACAGUGUGUUUAUAGUAUUAUUUCCAGAGCAUGUGUACAUAAUGCAUGACGAAAAGGGGAGGUGACAGUAGGAUCUAAAAGGAUCAGGCUCGCUCAGUCAGAAACUCUUAUUGGAGCUGUGAUGAUGUUCUGCAGAACGACCUGGGCCAGGCUCGCACCUCUGACACGCAAAACACUCUCUCAUUUAUCCAAAAAGGCUGUCCCAAAACGACAGAUGUCCUUUGGGCUGCCUGUAUCAGGUACAAACAUCGCCUUUAUGGUACUUGGUGGAGGCUCAGUGACUGCUGCUCUUAUUUAUGCUUAUAAAACUAUAAACUCUGACAGUGCAAGGUAUAAUGACAGAAUCGCACAAUUUGAAGCCAAAACUAAAAGAGCAGAGGUUGCAGUUACAGCAGCAGAAGUAGUUGCAGAAACUGCAGCAGUUGAACUCACCGCUGUUGAUGCUGCAGCAGAAGAACUGAUAUCUGGGGUGCUUGCUGCUGCAGGUUCUCCUGCAGAACAUUCGGCUGCUGCGCCAGUGGAGGUUGAGGUAGCUGUGGCAACACCUACUGUUGCAGAGGCAGGGACACCUGUUGCAGAGGAACCUACUACACCCGUUGCUGAGGAUGUUGCUGCUGAUGCUGCCUCUCCAGUUGCCGUGACGAUGGGUGAAACAUCUUCUGUUGAGGAAGCUGCCUGA